GAAGGUGCUGCGGGCCUGGCUGUCUCCCAGGAGCGGGCCGUGCCGCGGCAAGCAGCGCUGCAAGCGGCGGAGAAAGAUUUCCACAGUCUUUUGAAAUGGUCGGGCUAGGAAACAGCCGUCGAGGGAUGAAAUCUCCACCUCUUCUAAUAGCUGCGCUUGUAGCUUGUAUGAUCGUUUUGGGUUUCAAUUACUGGAUUGCAAGUUCUCGCAAUGUUGCUCUACAGAGUCGGAUUCUGGAACUAGAAAGGAAAGUCCGCAGGGCGGCAGCAGAGAGAGGGGCUGUUGAACUCAAAAAGAAUGAAUUCCAAGGAGAACUAGAGAAGCAGCGUGAGCAGAUUGAUAAAAUCCAGUCCCUCCACGGUUUUCAGAUGGAAAAUGUCAAUAAAGUGCAUCAGGAUGAGAAGGCAGUGUUAAUGAAUAACAUAACAACAAAUGAGCGAUUUAUCCAGAAUCUAAAAGAACACUUGAUAAAGUUACAGAAGGAAUACGGAAAGCUACAACUGGAUGUGUACCAGUUUCAGAAAAACCAGACUAACCUUCAGAAGAAAUUUUCCUAUGAUAUGUCCCAGUGCAUCAGUCAGAUGAAAGAGUUAAAAGAACAAUGUGAAGAAAGAAUAGAUGAGAUCACAAAAAAAGGCAGUGAGGCACCACAGGCCAAGGAAAUCAAAGAAUUGUUGAAAAAUUCCAACAAAAACUACCAGGGUAAUAUUCAGCUGCCAACUUUUAAUCGACCGGAGCUCCAGCUGCAUGACCUGGAAGAGCAGAAAGGAGAUGAGGAGCAAGAGAAGAACAAAAUUCCUGGAAAUGUAGCUCUAGAAGCAUCAAAGCCAACACCCAGUGUAAAAAAGGUACCAGAGAUUGAGUCUCAUGAAGACAAAGAAGGGACACGUGAUCUGGUUGCGGUGAACAAAGAGGAGCCUAAAACAGAAGAUGAGAAGCUUUUUGUUGAUCAAGGACCCCCACAUGAUUCAGCCAAGAGUGCCAUGGAUCAUGAGGAACUAUCUCCUGAACUAGGAAAGGAAACGAAUCCAUAUGAGGGGGUAAAUGUUCUUAAAGAAGGUGAUGCAGAAAGGGAGUCUGUCAAAAUGCAAGAACCACCUGCAGGCCAUGCUGUCAAUCAAGAAAAUGCUGCCAAUGAAGAAGUGGAGCGGGAGCACCUCUUAAAUUAUGAUGCUCAGCCGGAUGACCAGGAGCCCAAUCAGCAUGAUAAACAGGGAGCCGAAGCAGCAAACCAGAACAACAUAGCAGUUGACUACAACUUAGAUGAAAAUGAGGCUGAAUCUGAAACUGACAAGCAAGCAGCACUGACAGGCAAUGAAAAUAACUUGCAUGUAGCCCAAAAUCCUGAAGAUCCGAAUAUGAAGAACCACUUAUUUGAUCAAGGUGAAGAGGAGAGACAGAGGCUGUGA
Emys orbicularis (European pond turtle) is the source of this 1409-nucleotide messenger RNA. RefSeq names its product golgi membrane protein 1 (gene GOLM1). Lineage: Eukaryota; Metazoa; Chordata; Testudines; Emydidae. The transcript has 10 exons. The record is from RefSeq and is a predicted model, not a curated record. Gene Ontology annotation, cellular component: Golgi apparatus. The coding region runs from base 96 to 1409 and encodes 437 amino acids.